Messenger RNA from Panicum hallii, 1366 nucleotides. RefSeq names its product activator of 90 kDa heat shock protein ATPase homolog 1. The coding region runs from base 94 to 1161 and encodes 355 amino acids. Lineage: Eukaryota; Viridiplantae; Streptophyta; Magnoliopsida; Poales; Poaceae. Gene Ontology annotation, cellular component: cytosol. Gene Ontology annotation, molecular function: ATPase activator activity; protein-folding chaperone binding. The record is from RefSeq and is a predicted model, not a curated record. Gene Ontology annotation, biological process: protein folding; positive regulation of ATP-dependent activity. The transcript has 3 exons.
CGCACCACACAGGCAGAUCCAAACGCGACCCGAGCCCGACCAAACCCUAAGCCCCGCAUCUCCCUCCCCCUCCCCCAACCCUCCGCGCGAGCCAUGGCCAGGUACGGCGAGGGCGACAAGCGGUGGAUCGUGGAGGAGCGCGCCGACGGCACCAACGUCCACAACUGGCACUGGGCGGAGCGCGACUGCCUCGAGUGGUCCCGCGCGCGGCUCUCCUCCCUGCUCGCGGGCCUCACUGUGCUCGACGGUGAGGGCGGCCUCACGCUCCGCACCGUCGCGCUCGACAAGCUCGACGGCGAGGCCUACGUCAACAUCCGCAAGGGCAAGGUCAUCCCGGGGUACGAGCUCUCCCUCACCCUCUCCUGGGAGGCCGAGGCCGCCUCCGAGGCCGGCGCCGCCAAGGUCGCCGGCGCCGCCGAGGUCCCCUACCUCGCCGACGAGAACGCCGACGAGGACCCCGACCUCCGCGUCACCGUCCGCGGCGACGAGACCCCGCUCGCGCGCCGCGCCAAGGACGCCUUCCUCUCCCGCGGCAAGCCCCUCGUCCUUGAGAAGAUCCGUGAGUUCGUCGCUGCCAUGGCCAAGGGCGGCCCGGCCAAGGACGAGCUCGAGUCCAAGAAGACCUCCGCGAAGCCGGCCCCCGCCGCCGCUCCGGGCGCCGCCCCGGCGGCCAAGAAGGAGGAGCCCCCCGCUCCUGAGCCGGCGGCGAAGGAGAAGAAGGCCAAGGGGAAGGACAAGGAGGGGUUCAAGACGAUUGAGAUGACGGAGAAGUUCUACUGCCGCGCCAAGGACAUAUAUGAGAUCUUGAUGGAUGAGAACAGAUGGAAGGGGUUCACGCAGAGCAAUGCGAGGAUCAGCAGAGAUGUUGGAGGGGAAUUCAGCCUCUUCGAUGGGUCCAUCACCGGCGUCAAUGAGGAGCUGCAGGAAGGAAAGCUGAUUGCCCAGAAAUGGCGGUUCGGGAGCUGGCCGGACGGCCUGUAUUCCUCGGUAAGGUUGGUGUUCGAUGAGCCCGAAUCUGGAGUUACAAUCAUAAAGCUCAAACAAACUGAUGUGCCUGAGGAAGACAAGUAUGGCAAUUCAACUGUGGUGGAGAACACGGAGAGGGGCUGGAGAGAACUCAUUUUCCAGCGGAUACGUGGAGUGUUCGGUUUUGGGAUCUGAAGAAGUGAUACAGCCUGAAGCUGGGUCUCUAAUUUUUACUGAGUCGGGCCUUGGAUGCCAUAGUUAUCCAUGUUUUACUCACCCAGUUAUUCCAUGUUGUUAAAAGGCAAAACUCAGCAUACCAUGGUGGUCAAAAAAACAUCUGUUAUUCAUCACGCUAGAAUGCGUUGUUUGGUAAACAUGAUCAUUUUGUGGUUGUGUGUCU